This is a messenger RNA of Blepharisma stoltei, 927 nucleotides long. The record is from the annotation of a GenBank genome assembly. Lineage: Eukaryota; Ciliophora; Heterotrichea; Heterotrichida; Blepharismidae.
AUGGUUGGCUUCAUGGAAUGACUAUUCUUCAUCAUUGGAAUCGGGAUGAUAAUUAAAGUUUUGCUUAAUUUUUGUCAUUCCUUGACGAUUUUAUUUGCAAAAACAGAUUUCUCAGAAUAUGGUUACAAUAGUUGAGCUUUAGUCACAGGUGCUUCAGAUGGCCUAGGUUUAGCGAUUUCUGAAUUUUUAGCAUCUCAGGGAUUUAAUAUCAUCCUUAUUGGAAGGAAUCAAGAAAAAUUAACUAAAGUAUCUGGCCAGCUCAAAGAAAAAUAUCCUAUACAAAUUAAAAUUAUCGUCAAAGAUUUUUCAGUUUCCUCAGCAAACCCUCAAACAUUUUUUCUUGAUAUUAAGGAGCAAACCAAAAAUUUAGAUGUUAGCAUUUUAGUCAAUAAUGUUGGCUCCGGUGCUGGCGCUAACUGUUUUGCAUCAUUAGCUGAAGAAAGAGUUCUAUGAGCAAAUGCUAUAAAUCUAUGACCCGCUGUUUUCCUUACAAAGCUUUAUUUACCGGAUAUGACUUUACGUAAAAAUCGAAGCGCAGUUAUUAAUAUAACUUCGUCUCUAGCGCUUGUAAAACUUCCAAAAUGCUCUGUUUACUGUGCCAGUAAAGGUUUUAUGCAUUCAUUUUCCAUGAUUGUUGCAGAAGAAGCAAAAUAUUUAUCUAGCAAAAAUAAAGGAAGGCUAGAUGUAAUGAGUGUCUUGCCUUCUUGUAUUGACACUCAAAUGAUAAAGAUGAGAGAAAUUAAGCCUUUGCUUGUAAAUCCCUACGAUUGUGCAUUUUGAAUAUGUAAAUCUAUAGGAAGUGUUAGUUACACUGGUGGGCAUUGAAAGCAUGAAUAUUUUUAUUUACUUUGGACGCUUUUUGGCAGUUUUUCUUUUCAGCUUAUCAAUAUUUUUGCAAGAUUAUUAAAAAAUAAAAGUUUUUACUAG